Molecule: messenger RNA, 1041 nt
Organism: Aedes albopictus (Asian tiger mosquito)
Lineage: Eukaryota; Metazoa; Arthropoda; Insecta; Diptera; Culicidae
Exons: 1
Coding region: 1-1041 (346 amino acids)
Biological process (GO): DNA integration
Molecular function (GO): nucleic acid binding
Source: RefSeq, a predicted model, not a curated record
AUGGCUCCACUUCCCCCGGCUCGUCUUCAAGCGUUCGUACUACCGUUUACCUACGUUGGCGUAGAUUAUUUUGGGCCAGUUCUCGUCAAAGUUGGAAGAAGUCAGGUAAAACGUUGGGUGGCGGUGUUCACCUGCCAAACUGUUCGCGCUGUGCACAUUGAGGUAGUACACAACCUGUCCACCGAAUGGUGCAUCAUGUCAGUUCGUCGAUUCGUUGCACGACGAGGUCCCCCGGCCGAAAUCUACAGCGACAACGGCACGUGCUUUCAGGGUGCAAGCAAUGAUUUGGAGAAACAGCGAAACGCAAACGAAGCUUUAGCAUCGACCUUCACGAGUGCCCAGACCAAAUGGCUAUUCAUUCCCCCAGCCGCCCCUCACAUAGGAGGAGCCUGGGAGCGACUCGUAAAACCGAUGAAGGUUGCCAUAGGAGCGGUUGCGGAUGCUCCUCGAAAGCCGGACGACGAGACUCUGGAAACGAUACUGGUGGAAGCCGAGUUCAUCAUCAAUUCCAGACCUCUCACAUACAUCCCUCUCAAAUCGGCGGAUCAAGAAUCGCUCACACCCAACCACUUUCUGUUGGGCAACUCAAGCGGUUUGAAGAUUCUACCAUCUGAACCAACACUUCAGCGAGGGGCCCUACGGAGUAGCUGGAAACUGGCACAAUCAAUAUGUGACGAGUUCUGGAACAGAUGGAAGAAGGAGUAUGCACCGAUCAUCGCUCGUCGGACCAAAUGGUUCGCGGAGACGCGGGAGCUAAAAGAGGGUGAUCUAGCUUUGAACCUCGGUGGUACGGCUCGUAAUCAAUGGGUCCGUGCACGCGUAGAGCGGACGAUAUCAGGGAGAGACGGACGAGUGCGUCAGGCCCUAGUUCGCACCGCAUCAGGGAUAUUCAGAAGACCAGUAGUGAAACUAGCCCUACUGGACAUCGCGAAGAACAGUGAACCUGAAGGCGAUCAGGAUGGUGGCUCCAGAGAGGAACGUCAUCCAGGUUCACGGGUGGGGGGAUGUCACGAUGAUCACUUCAAUAUGAACGAUCGAUAA